Messenger RNA from Melanaphis sacchari, 432 nucleotides. RefSeq lists its product as uncharacterized. The transcript has 2 exons. NCBI's taxonomy places the organism in Eukaryota, Metazoa, Arthropoda, Insecta, Hemiptera, Aphididae. The coding region runs from base 1 to 432 and encodes 143 amino acids. The record is from RefSeq and is a predicted model, not a curated record.
AUGGGAAUCGCUGUGUGCCUGUGUUAUGUGGUGACCUCGACGAGCGAAAAAUGGAAGACAAAAAAAAAGCAGGAGCCGACAAACGAAGUCAACAUAAUCGGCGUAAAACUACCACCAUUUUGGAAAUGCGAUCCAGCUGCCUGGUUUAAAAGAGCUGAAGCUCAAUUCCGACUAGCACAUGUAAGUAAGUCUCAAACCAAAUUCGACCAUAUUCUAACCAUGCUUGACGAAGACAUAAUCGGAAAAGUAAGUGACAUUUUAGACAUAGAUAAUACCGAAAACGCUUAUCAAAAUUUAAAAGAUAGGCUUAUCAACACAUACGGUAGGACUGAGGAAGACAAAUUUCGCGAGUUAAUUUCUGGAAUUUCGUUAGGCGACGAAAAACCUUCAUUAAUGUUGUCAAAAAUUAAAUCAUUAGCCGGCAACAAUUAA